This is a messenger RNA of Tetrahymena thermophila SB210, 1597 nucleotides long. Its product is annotated as serine carboxypeptidase family protein. Gene Ontology annotation, biological process: proteolysis. Lineage: Eukaryota; Ciliophora; Oligohymenophorea; Hymenostomatida; Tetrahymenidae. The record is from RefSeq and is a predicted model, not a curated record. The transcript is spliced from 3 exons. Gene Ontology annotation, molecular function: serine-type carboxypeptidase activity.
UUUAUGAAAAUUCAUAAUUCUUUUAUUAAUUAAACAAGAAGCUUUAAACAAUAAAAAAAAAAGCACAUUAUCAAUUAUAUAAGUAAAUAUCUAUUCAAAAUUUGUAUAAAAAGGUAAAUGAAAGGAUUAAUUGUAGCUUUGUUAGUUAUCUCCUUAGUCGCUUGCGAUUAAAAUCCAAUAUUUUUGAAUGAAACCUAUUACUCUGGUUAUAUCGAUGUCACUAAAAAGAGUAAUUUGUUUUACAUUCUGUUUGAGUCACGUUCUGACCCUUCUACUGAUCCUUUAGUCUUGUGGCUUAAUGGUGGCCCUGGAUGCUCUUCUCUUCUUGGUUUAUUUGAAGAAAACGGCCCAUACAAAAUCAACAACGACUCUACCUUGAGAUCCAACCCCUUCUCUUGGAACUCUAACGCUAAUUUACUCUAUGUUGAUUAACCCGUUGGUACUGGUUUCAGUAAUGCUAGUCUUGGAGAUCUUGCUAAAACUGAAGAAGCAGUGAGAAACGAUUUUUACUCAUUCUUAACCUAAUUCUUUGACAAAUAUCCUCAAUAUGCUGGAAGAAAAUUCUACAUUAGUGGUGAAUCUUAUGCAGGAUAAUACAUCCCUGCUAUAUCCAGCAAAAUUUUAGAAGAAAAUAAUCCUAAAAUUAACUUAUAGGGUAUCGCUAUUGGUAAUGGAUGGGUUGACCCUUAAUAUCAAUAACCUGCUUAUGCUGAUUAUGCCUUUGCAAAGAACUUAAUCACUGAAAAGAAAUACAAGAGUGUUCUUUCAUAAUUCAAUACUUGUGCUUCUCUCAUAAAAAAUAAUGCUCCCUUCGUUUUAACAAGUCUUUCUUGCAAUCCUCCCUACCUAGAAAUAGUUGGAAAUCCACCUAAAUUCAACGUUUACGAUGUCCGUAUUCCCUGUUAAGGAAGUGGAUGCUAUUAAGCAGAAGACGAAAAGAUUGAAAAGUUUACUCAAAGACCUGAUGUUUAAUAACUUUUAAAUUUAAAGGGUAAGAAGUGGGUUCCUUGCUCUAAUAAAGUAGGUGAAGCUCUUAAUCAUUUAGCAUAAAGAUCAUCCACCAAAUAACUUAUUGAAACAAUUUCUAGUAAAAUCAAAGUUUUGAUCUACAGUGGUGAUGAAGAUUUCUAAUGCAACUACUUAGGUGCAGAAAAAUGGGCUUAUAAUCUUAAAUGGUAAGGUUAGUCUUAAUUCUAGUAAACCGAAUACAGCAACUGGAGUAUCUAAGGUUAGAGCUUAGGUAAAGUUAAGACUGUAGAUAACUUCAAUUUCUUAAUUAUUUAUGGUGCUGGCCAUUAAGUUCCUAUGGAUCAACCUGAAAGUGCUUUAAUUAUGAUAAAUCAAUUCAUUUAAGGAUCUUUCAAUUAAAAGCAAUCUACUUACUGACAUAAAAAAAUUAUUCAAUCAAAAUAUCAUCAAAUCACUGCUGAUAAAUAAUGUUUUUAAAUUAAAAUAUAUAAAUAAUAAAUUAUUUAUUAUAUUUAUUUGUAUAACAAAAAUAUCAUAUAAUAAAUUAGCUUUUAAAUAUCUUAAUUAAAAACCUUUUAUUUUAUGUGAUUAAAUAUUUAUUUUUACAUUUUAAAUAAUUUAAAUUUUC